UGUUAUAAAAAUAUUUCAAACGUUUGUUAGAUCUAGAUUUACUCAAUGUCUUCAUUUCACUUCCUGUCACGACACCGACAACUCCCCUCGCAUCAAUUUUUACACUGAAAUACAGUCAAGCGAGUUUAAAAUGAGUUGAGAAGUCACCGAGAACCAUGAUCAAAGCCAUUCUCGUUUUCAAUAAUCACGGAAAGCCUCGGCUUUCCAAAUUUUACCAAUAUUUCCAGGAAGACGUUCAGCAGCAGAUCAUCAGAGAGACAUUUCACCUGGUGUCCAAGCGGGAUGAGAACGUCUGCAAUUUUUUGGAGGGAGGAACUUUAAUCGGAGGAUCUGACUACAAGAUAAUAUACAGACAUUAUGCUACCCUGUUCUUCGUUUUCUGCGUGGAUUCUUCAGAGAGUGAGCUGGGAAUCCUAGAUUUAAUACAGGUUUUUGUGGAAACACUGGACAAAUGUUUUGAGAAUGUUUGUGAGUUGGAUCUCAUCUUCCAUGUGGACAGGGUACACAACAUUUUAUCGGAGCUUGUGAUGGGAGGAAUGGUUCUGGAGACUAACAUGUCAGAAAUCCUGACCAGAACAGAGGAACAGAGCAAACUGGAAAAAUCAGAGGCUGGAAUUACUGCUGCGCCAGCUCGAGCCGUUUCUGCCAUGAAGGACAUGAAUCUGCCACAGAAAAUCAAAGACAUUAAACUUCCCGAUCUCCCAAAUAUUCUGAAGAACUGAUCACAUUCACGUCGUCAUCUUCUAUCAGCUGUCCUGACUAAUCAGUCGUGACCCGUUAUCUUCAUGUCAGUGUUGUGAAGUUAGCCGUCAAUAUAAAGACAACGCGGAGACAAUAUUUUAUAAAGAAUAUUAUUUUACUGUUGUAAUGUUAGCCCUGAUGUAGAUCUAUGUCAGAAUAAAAGUCUGGAUGUGAAA
Molecule: messenger RNA, 917 nt
Organism: Ostrea edulis (European flat oyster)
Lineage: Eukaryota; Metazoa; Mollusca; Bivalvia; Ostreida; Ostreidae
Product: AP-3 complex subunit sigma-1-like
Exons: 6
Coding region: 156-722 (188 amino acids)
Biological process (GO): Golgi to vacuole transport; protein transport
Cellular component (GO): AP-3 adaptor complex; intracellular membrane-bounded organelle
Source: RefSeq, a predicted model, not a curated record